Messenger RNA from Triticum dicoccoides, 456 nucleotides. RefSeq lists its product as uncharacterized. The transcript has 2 exons. Bases 24 to 407 code for a protein of 127 amino acids. NCBI's taxonomy places the organism in Eukaryota, Viridiplantae, Streptophyta, Magnoliopsida, Poales, Poaceae. The record is from RefSeq and is a predicted model, not a curated record.
UCGUGGCGCACAUCCAGGCCGCCAUGGCCGUGGAUGGCCACCACGUCGCCCCCGGCCUAUAUAAAAUGUCCCCCGACAACCCUAGCUCACCCUUGACCAGUACCCCCCUCGAUCCCCCUUCGCCCCUCUCCUCUUUGCCUCAAUUUCGAACUCAGAUUUGGUGCGGUGGCCGCUUCCUCACCGUCGUUACCAUGGCCACCGUCGUCGCCAUCGCUUCGGAGCACGUCUACGAGGUCCACCAUGGUCAUCUUCAUUCGUCCUGGGCUCGAGCUCAAGCCGGGGCGGCCUGUACCCUCGCCAUCGCCAUCAUCUGCAUCGUGUACAUCACCGGCGUUUGUCGUCGAUUCUCACAGUUCCGGUCCACCCCAACACUCUCCAACCUCGUCCUCGGCUCCACGACCCCGUGACGGCUGCCGAUGCUGCUGUGAUCGACUACGUCGAUGACGACCCCUCCUU